Messenger RNA from Pieris macdunnoughi, 873 nucleotides. Lineage: Eukaryota; Metazoa; Arthropoda; Insecta; Lepidoptera; Pieridae. The record is from the annotation of a GenBank genome assembly.
AUGGGGGAAGUAAGGAUAUCUCGAUGGUACUUUGGAGGCCUUGCCUCCGCUGGUGCAGCAUGUGUAACCCAUCCCUUGGAUUUAUUGAAAGUACAAAUGCAGACCCAAAAAGGAAACAACGUCUCUAUAUUGAAACUCACCCAAAUAGUUUUGAAAAAUCAAGGUAUAAUGGGAUUGUAUAAUGGAAUAUCAGCAUCUCUUUUACGUCAGCUUACAUAUUCAACAGCAAGGUUUGGUAUUUAUGAAGUAGCAAAACAAACUUUGGCACCUAAAGAUGGUGUGCCUAUUCCGUUCUAUAUGUCGGCUUUAUUAGCUGGUCUUGGCGGUUUUGCUGGUGGUUUUGUUGGUAAUCCAGCUGACUUAGUCAAUGUCAGGAUGCAAAAUGAUGUGAAGCUUCCCCCAGACCAAAGAAGAAAUUACAAAAACGCAAUUCAUGGUUUGUAUCGAGUUGCGGUAAAAGAGGGAGUCAUGCGUUUAUGGGCUGGUGCAUCAAUGACUUGCAGCCGAGCCGCAUUGAUGACUAUAGGACAACUCUCUUUCUACGAUUUAAUAAAGAGCUUCCUCACUACCACACCAUACUUUGGUGAUAAUGUUUCAACGCAUGUUACUUCAAGUCUAUUAGCUGGUGCAAUAGCAACAACAAUGACACAACCUGUAGAUGUACUUAAGACUAGAGCAAUGAAUGCCAAGCCAGGUGAAAUCAAAGGUAUUCUAAGUUUAAUAAUGGGAACGGCUAGAGAAGGGCCCCUUGCAUUCUUCAAAGGAUACAUUCCAGCAUUUGUGAGAUUAGCACCGCACACUAUACUGACAUUUGUAUUCCUCGAACAACUUAGAAUUAACUUUGGAUUUCUCAAAGUACAAAAAGUAGAAUAG